AUGGCCGAAGAUGACCAUUCCGACGCUGAAGAUGAGAGACUAUUUGAGGAGCAACGCAGGGGCCGGCUUGUGCGCGCGCACGCGUUUCUAGACCUUCGGCACAAUGAGCUCCAAACAGCACAAUCAUGCGUGCUCCAGGCCGAACGGCACCUGAAGGGACAACCUGCAAACCCAGCUCGUAUUUCCAAGGCUCGCAAGAUGCCGGGCAUCAUUCGUUCGUCUCCCCGUCAUUCGCCAGGCUCCCGUGCCUACGAGGCUUAUCGCGACCGUCUUCGAUACGUGAAGGCGCACCGGAAUCUCGCCAACGUACAGAAAUCCUACCAACUCGCACUUAUCAAGUACAAGCAGGUCAUGGCUUACGUAGAGAGAUUAGAGGAGGUGGAUUAUCACGAGCACCAGUUGUAUCCUGCAGGGUCUUGGUGUGGCUCCGAAUGUGGGACAGAUUCUACCGGCGACACGGACUCAGUUGCAGAGGGUCGCGCUGAGCCUGGAUGUACGCUGCGCGAGUCCAUGCACCAAGAGCACACCGAGGAAGACGAGGAGAUGGAGGAGACAGAGAAGGACGACACGUAG
Peniophora sp. CBMAI 1063 is the source of this 573-nucleotide messenger RNA. The record is from the annotation of a GenBank genome assembly. NCBI's taxonomy places the organism in Eukaryota, Fungi, Basidiomycota, Agaricomycetes, Russulales, Peniophoraceae.